Vidua chalybeata is the source of this 2137-nucleotide messenger RNA. RefSeq names its product granulocyte-macrophage colony-stimulating factor receptor subunit alpha-like. Gene Ontology annotation, cellular component: external side of plasma membrane; membrane. The record is from RefSeq and is a predicted model, not a curated record. Gene Ontology annotation, biological process: cytokine-mediated signaling pathway; immunoglobulin mediated immune response. The transcript is spliced from 13 exons. Gene Ontology annotation, molecular function: protein binding; cytokine receptor activity. NCBI's taxonomy places the organism in Eukaryota, Metazoa, Chordata, Aves, Passeriformes, Viduidae. Bases 264 to 1493 code for a protein of 409 amino acids.
UUACUUAAUACUGUCAUGCAGUAAAACAAAACUAACUGGCAGAGCAAAACUUUUACAGAUUUCUGCAUUUAACUACAACUACAUGUUAAAGCGUCCUUGUUGCUGCAAACCAAAAUCAAAUAAGAUAAAUGAGGAGAGUUUUUCAAGAGGAGGUGCUCACACUUCCUUAGUAAUUUAAAUUUCUUACAGUGAUGUGGAACAUCUGACUCCUUGGUUUCUGACACUGAAGCAAGAUAAAAUUCGAAGUAGACUAUUCUGUAUGGAUGCAAACCUCUAAGACCAGUGGGAGAGAAGGAGAUAUGUUUGAUACUCUUGGACCCAUUUGUAUGAUUUUGUGGUACAUGAUGCUAUUUCAUCCCUUGCAUGCUGACAUCCAGUGUAUGGAGUCAGAUGCACAGGAAUCACCUAUUACAAAUGUGAAUGUGGACUGGAGGAAAAUGGAACUGUCCUGGGAGAGCAGCAGGAAUUUCUCUGAGUACAAAUGUAUCAUCAUGGACAGAGACAUGGAAUAUAUAGACACAGAGGUGGAUAGUCCACUAUGCAGCUUUCCAGCAGAACUACACAUGCCUCGGCACAAAGGGGUAACCUUUAUCAUUGAAGUGCCAAACACAAACAUCUCAAAACAAUGCAACUUUCUCCCUGGAGGCAUGAAUGGGUCAGCCAUUGAAAACUUCUCCUGUGUGAUUUAUAACAUCUUCCUCAUGAACUGCACUUGGCAGGCAGGGGGGGAUGCUCCAGCAGACACACAGUAUUUUCUCUACUGGCAGAAGUCAAGCGAUGAAGAGGAGAGGGAAUGUGAGCUUUACAUUAAAGAUGAAAAUUGCAGAAAUAUGGGAUGUAUCUUCCAAAAUGUGAGCAUAGGGAUUGAAAAAGCUUACUUCCUGGUGAAUGGGUCUAGCAAAGACUCCCUAAUCCAGUUCUAUGAUGAGUACAUUGACCUAUAUAAAAUUGAAAUACUCACUGCUCCAUUAAAUGUCACUGCCCAUUGUACCAGAGAUCCAACAGGUUGCAUAAUUACGUGGCAUCCACCCCUUACAAGUCAUGUGGAAAAUACAAAGUGUUUUCAGUAUGAAAUUAGCAUACAAAAUAAGGAUGAGCCCAAAGAAGAGAAAAAGCUUCCUCGUGUAAGGAAUGACAGAUAUGAAUUUCAAAAUUACAAUGAGAAAAAAAUAUACACUCUGAAAAUCAGAGCACGUGGAAAAAACUGUCUUGUAAGCUCAAAUUGGGGGGAAUGGAGUGAACCCAUUGAGUUUGGUCAAGGGAAAGAUUACUUUAUUUUUGUGAUUUUAUUUCUGAUUGCACUUGGAACAAUCUCAAUUACACUUCUCCUGUAUUGUCUUUUUAAAAGGUACUGCAGUUUCAAGAACAUAUUUCCUCCCAUACCACAACCAAGAGACAAAUUCAAUGCAUUAAGUGAUGAAGAUAUCCAGACAGAGUAUGUAAAUCUGCCAACAAAAUGUCAUACUGAGGAAAUGACUACAAUUGAAGAAUGAUCCAACUUUCCAAAAAAACACCUGAUUCCCCAACAUGAAAGAAAAUUAUGGAUCCUGCUGACAAGUACUUCAAACCAGCCUAUAAAAGAAUAUAAUCAUCUAUAAAACUGUUUGUCCCCUUAAAAUCCACUUAAAUGGAGCAGAUGAAAAAAGGGGAGAGAAAUCAGUGAAAUUUGUUUUUUCCUUUGUUCAAACACACAAUUCCUGGCAACUAAGCUUUUCUGCAAAGACCUACUUGAAGAAGUGCUUAAACCUUGCUAAGAGGUUCUUCAAAAAAGAGACAAGCCCUCUUAACCAGAAUAAAGCUGUUACUUCUUCUUGUCAUUGCUAUGAAGCUUUUUUCCUCUCAUUAUAAUGAUUUCCUGUAGCCCAACAGGCUUGCUGUAUUAUGCCACAGUAACUUUACUGUAAUUUUUAUAUGUCCAGUUAUUUUCUAAAGCAUAAACCAACUAUUUAGAAUGUGUUUAAAUUGCUCUUUGAUCUUCCAACCAGUAACACCAAACUACCCCAAUACAUGCAAUUAACUUUAUGCAAGGCAAGAACAGAAAAUAAAAUUAUACUUGUCAAUUUUAACUAUUAAUACUGGUCUGUCAGCUAUUUCAUGAGCUCAGUACUGCAACUGUAAAUAAACCUCUGCAACACUA